Molecule: messenger RNA, 5013 nt
Organism: Diceros bicornis minor
Lineage: Eukaryota; Metazoa; Chordata; Mammalia; Perissodactyla; Rhinocerotidae
Gene: ZNF322
Product: zinc finger protein 322
Exons: 3
Coding region: 839-2047 (402 amino acids)
Source: RefSeq, a predicted model, not a curated record
UAGCGCCUGAGAUAGCAGAGUGAUAAAAUUGGGUCCUAUCCUACCAAUUUAAGUGUAGUUUGUACUCCUUUCCAACAUGUAUAUUCACAGUAGGCUUGUAGUAAUUGCUUCUUGAUCGGUUUGCAGCCCAAAAAAGGCAGUAUGUCCAAUGCUUAGGCAGGCUCUGGGGUCAAAAGAUGGAGAGUUAAAUCCUGGCUCUGCCACUUACUAGCUGUGACUUCUUGUGUAAUUAUUUAACUGCCCUAAGCAUCAGGUUUUCUAUCUGUAAGGUGCAAACACUGGUGUUAAUACCUAUUUUAUAGAGUUCUUGGGAAGAUUAAAUGAGACAGUCCAUGUAAUCAAUGAAAAAUAAACGAGAUAAUUCCUGCCUAGGGCCUGAUGCAGUAAGUAUUAUCUGUUUUUUAGAUAAUGCUUUAUUGACUUCGUCUCCUUGUCCCCUGUAUUCUUUAACUGUAAGGAUAACCUUGAGCUUUGAAGUUCUGUAUUCCAGCUGUCUGCUUGGACUUUUAUUGCCUCCCUGCUUAUUCUGUGCACUCUGACCUUAGCCAUGGCAGACAGAACCAGUCUCUUCCUAGGAUGAGAAUGGCAUCUUCCUUGAGAAAUCAAAUUCUCAGGACCAGGAAGUAAACACUGCUUUUCUUGAAUCUAGAUUCUAGGGUUGGAACUACCAAUUCAGGAAUUAGUGUAUAUAAUGCUGGAAACUUGUAGAGAGGAACUGCUCAUGACUGAAAGGCUGAAAACAGAUGUAUCUUUCAAAUUCUUAUCAAGAAAAUGACUAUGAAGAAAAUGAUGGGUCAAGAAGACCAGUGGAAAACUCCCUAGGAGAGAGCCAUAGAAAAUGUACACUUCAGAAGAGAGAUAUAAUCAGAGAACUCAGAAAAGGAAAAUAUAUCAUGUAUGCCCUCAGAAGGGUAAAAAGAUUUUUAUUCAUGUGCGUGAGCUCACUCAAAUAGAUGAUCAGAUAUACCAGUGCCUUGAACGUGAGCAAAACUUGUGUAAAAACUUAGCUCUUAUUAUGUGUGAGAGAACCCAUACUGGGGAGAAACCUUAUAGAUGUGAUAUGUGUGAGAAAACCUUCAUCCAAAGCUCAGAUCUUAUUUCACACCAGAGGAUCCACAGUUACGAGAAACCUUAUAAAUGUAGUAAAUGUGAGAAGAGCUUUUGGCACCACUUAGCCCUGUCAGGACACCAGAGAACACAUGCAGGUAAAAAAUUCUAUACAUGUGAUAUUUGUGGCAAGAAUUUUGGUCAGAGCUCUGAUCUGCUUGUCCACCAGCGAAGCCAUACGGGCGAGAAACCAUAUCUAUGUAGUGAGUGUGAUAAAUGCUUCAGUCGAAGUACAAACCUCAUAAGGCACCGAAGAACUCACACGGGUGAGAAACCAUUUAAGUGUCUGGAGUGUGAAAAAGCUUUCAGUGGGAAAUCAGAUCUUAUUAGCCACCAGAGAACUCAUACUGGUGAAAGGCCCUACAAAUGUAAUAAGUGUGAGAAAAGUUACCGACACCGUUCAGCCUUCAUUGUUCAUAAAAGAGUUCAUACUGGGGAGAAACCCUAUAAGUGUGGUGCCUGUGAGAAAUGCUUUGGCCAGAAAUCAGACCUUAUUGUGCACCAGAGAGUCCACACGGGUGAGAAGCCGUAUAAAUGCUUGGAAUGUAUGAGAAGUUUUACUCGGAGUGCCAACCUAAUCAGGCACCAGGCAACUCACACCCAUACUUUUAAAUGCCUUGAAUAUGAGAAAAGUUUCAACUGUAGCUCAGACCUUAUUGUGCAUCAAAGAAUUCACAUGGAAGAGAAACCACAUCAGUGGUCUACAUGUGAGAGUGGCUUCCUUCUAGGCAUGGACUUUGUUGCCCAACAGAAAAUGAGAACUCAAACAGAGGAGCUGCAUUAUAAAUACAGUGUAUGUGAUAAAAGCUUCCACCAGAGCUCAGCCCUUCUUCAACAUCAAACAAUACACAUUGGUGAAAAACCAUAUAUUUGUAAUGUAGGUGAGAAAGGUCUUGAGCUCAGCCCUCCCCGUGCAUCAGAAGCCUCUCAAAUGUCUUGAUCAGACAAGAAGUUAUAAUACCAUAAAAAAUGUAUUUACAUGUCAGAGAACUCAUUAAAGUGAAGAACUCUAGGCAAAUCUUAGACUUUCCUCAGAGCUCAGACUUCAAUGGGGACCAGAGAAUCUGCAGUUGUAGGAAUUUGAGAAAUGGUUUGCCCAUAGAGCUGCCCUAACAGAACACCUUAUCAAUCACUACAAUGAGAAACCUUACAGUGCCGUGAGUUUUGGAAAACUUUUAGUCCAAGCUCAUAUCUGAUCACCCACAAGAGGAUUCAUACAGGUGGGAAACCUUACCAAUGCAGUGAGUGUUAGAGAGCUUUCUAGCAAUGCUCACCCCUCCUCAUUCGGAGAGAAUUCACAUUGGAGGAACUUUAAAUGCUGUCAGUGUCAACAUUGCUUCAGACACAUGUUCAUCUCAUUGGACGUCAGAAAGCCCACACUGGGGAAAAACUCCAGCAAGUGUGAAAAAAGCUUCUAACAGAACUAUGACUUUCUUACCCAUCAGAGAAGCCAUACUGGUGAAAAUUUGUAUAUUUAUCUUGAAUGUGGCAAAAAGCAUUAGUUGGAGAGCCUUCUUGGGUUUGCACCAGGAUAACCCAAUCUGAGGAAAGAACUUUCAAAGUCUCUGAAUGAGAAAAGCUUCUGUCAAUGAUCAGCUCUUGUGGUCCACCAGGGAACUCACAUAAGUGAAAAACCCCAUAAAUACCUUGAGUCUGAAAAAAGCCUUGCUAGAAACUCCUACCAUAUUGGGCCCCAAAGAACCUACUCUGAAAAGAAUUUUGCUCUAGUGAGAGGUCUCAUUGUGGACUGUGUACAUAUAAUAGGUAUGAGAAGAACUGUUAUCAUAGCUAGUUGACCCAUAUGGUAGAGAUGACUUUUAAUGGAGUCAAUAUGUAAACAGUUUUUUAGAUACCCAGAAGCUUGUUCUGGGAGGAGCUAGGGCAGGUCAGGGUAGGCCUGAUGGGUAACUCAGGUGAAGAUGCUUUUCUUUUAUCUGAACCACUUAAUGAGUACUUUACUUUUACUUUUUAAAAUUUGGAAAUCCAAUAAAGGAAAGGACUGUAACCUUGUAAUAGAAGGUGUGGCAUGUGUUACUGUUGGGGAAAAGGAGUAUAUUGACUUUGUCUCUGUUGAUUUUUUUGUUCUUGGCUAGAAUGGGGUCUAAUGUGUUGAUAGUAGCAUGGGAACCUUUUGCUGGUAGUGAACUAUUCAGCUAAGGAGUAGUUAUCAAAAGCUUUAGAUGAAAACUAGAUCAAAAGUUUUCCCUUUGGAGGGCCAACCUCAUUUAAAGAGGCAGAAUUCUCAGCUUCUUACUUAGUAUAAAUUGAGGCAUACCCUCCUCACAAGCUUCCUUUCCCUAAAAUAUCCUCAGAUUAUCACUGGUAUUUGAAAUUUCAGUUUUGGAGAUUCAUUUCUUUUCAACUCAGAAAUGCAAAUUCCAGGAUAAUAGUUAAGAUGUUGCUAGUAUCCAUAUUUUUGUGACUUUAUCAUGUGUCUUUCAAUGAUAAGAUAUCCUCAUCAGCUCCUUGCAGAAUAGUUAAGGAUAGACUGAAAGAAAGGUUUAAGCCUGAGUAGGCAGAGUAAAAUAUAUAAUGCAUUAUUAAUGGAGGAGCUAGACUUUUUGAUUUUCAGUAUCCUGACUCCAAAGCUGGUGUUCUUUUCCCUCCAUUAUCCUGCUGUUUAUAGAAAAUCAAGCCCCAUAAUGAUAUGCCUUUCAUUUGUUUCAGUUUUGCCAAGGAAAGAGGAUACUUUUUAUUCCCAGGUAAAGGAUUGCAGUCACCACAAUAUAAGGUAUAUAUUUGGCUUGGAAUGUAGAAUUCUAAAUACUAAAAGGGAAAAGUAGUUGGCAGAUUCAUCAGAGGUUUAAGGGUAAGCACUUAUCUCCAAUUUAACAGGAUAAUUAUGAUUAUCUUUAACAUUCUCUAGAAAUACUUUAAUUAAUCCAGGAAUCUAUAAGUGGAUACUUCUGAGGUUUUUUCCUUCCCUCAGAUUAAAAGACCUUUAAUAUAAAUACUUAAGAUUCCUACAGUAUCUGGGAGUCUAGACUGGUGAAUAAAUAUUUUGUUGCUGGUCUGAUCCUCUGGUUUAUCUUAGCAAAUCCCUGAACUUUAGAGAGUGUUGGCAUUUGGACUCAUGGAGGUGGCCAACUGCUGCCUUGCAUGUGGCUCUAAGCUUUGAUCCUAGCGACUCAUUGAUCAUUUUGAAAUCUUAGAGUCAAUGCGUGUAGCUCAUAGUGAUAAUAAGGAAUUUGAUCCUAGGAUUUUUUCUUUUCUUUUUUCUUUUAGAAAACAGAUCCUGGAUGUUUAUUUCAUCUGAUGUGUUUUAGUAAUUUUCGUAAAUAGCUCUCAUACCAUGAAAGUUGCCCAGUGUGAUAAAACACACGAGAUGUAUUUGUUUCUCUUUGGUGAAAAUCAUGCCUAUCAUUAGUAUAUGUUUGACAGUUGUAAUACUACAAUAGUUGUGGGUGUAUGGCAUGGUGGCGAUGAAAAUUAGUCCUUAUGGCUACUUGUUAGUCAUUAGAGAGAACUCAGAGAAGGGGACAGAGUUGGUAUCAUUGGCAGGGCAAUGACUUGACCCUUCUUUCAACUGAUCUUAACUGGUAAUCGUCUCUAGUGUUUAAAUAAAUUAAGGAUGGACCAUCCCUCAAGCAGAGAACUUUGGGGGUAUGAAAUAGGUCUGAGGGCUUUUAACCAUGGGGAAAAGCUGUUGGUAGUAUUCAUCUAGCAUAACCUGAGGUUGGAGAGGACCACUUGGGAGCCUGUAACCAAAACUAGAAGGUAACUUCUGGGAUGGAUGGAGGUUCUCUUGAAACAGUGCCAACCUAAAUCUACCUCAGGUAAGUAGUUAGAGUAACUUUUUCAAGAUUUCAGACCAAACGAGACACUUGUAUCAGUCAAUGUAUUCCUAUGCUUUAAUGUUUUUGUUUUCCCUUAAUUCUUUAAAUAAACAUUUGUUCUGAAAAAUUC